Oncorhynchus nerka (sockeye salmon) is the source of this 6678-nucleotide messenger RNA. It is a transcript of the gene cep152, whose product is annotated as centrosomal protein 152. Gene Ontology annotation, cellular component: centrosome. The record is from RefSeq and is a predicted model, not a curated record. The coding region runs from base 403 to 5820 and encodes 1805 amino acids. The transcript is spliced from 30 exons. Gene Ontology annotation, biological process: centriole replication. NCBI's taxonomy places the organism in Eukaryota, Metazoa, Chordata, Actinopteri, Salmoniformes, Salmonidae.
CAGAGCGGGGAGUCGUAACACAGGAAGUUCAUUACUAUUAUUAGCCAGACAGAUUGAAAACCUAACUUUAGUUGUUUAUGAUAUAUACGCAGACGUUUUGUUCUGAUUAGCAACUGUUAACGAAACUGUACUCUUGUCAGACUAGUACGUUAUUAGUUAGCUGUGCCCGUCAUGCGAGUCGUUCGAUGCUUUGUUUGUUUUCUGGUAAAUGGUUGCUAUGUUAGCUAGCUAAUGUUAGCUAACCAGUCCGAUCAUUCACUGCCCAGCAUCAUGUGCAUCUGCUGUUUUGUAACGUUUUACAUUUGAUUUAUUUAUUUUGGUCUUCGCUGACAACAUUUAUCAUCGGAUAUCCACUUGUACUUCAAAUCACAAGGUCUUCUAUCAGUAUUAGUACUGAUCAUCAUGUCCAUCGACUUUGAUAGUGCUGCUCUGCAAACUCAACAUGAAGAGGAGGAAUACGACCCAGAGGACUAUGCCCGAGAGCAAGAGCUCCACAAGCUGCUCACUGACCUGCCCGAUGACAUGCUGGAGGACAGCAGAGACUCCUCCUCUCCUGAGCUGGACUGCUCUGCCUGCAGCAACCCAGACACACGGAACAGAUCACAACAGCCUACGUGGACUCACCAACAAACUGAAUGGUCCGAUCACCAAACACCUGCCUCACGUGAAGAAAACUAUGAGAAGGACUAUGACCACGGCUCCUACCAUGAAGAGUACCCCUACGAGGAGGCUGCUGUCGUUGGGCAGAUCAACGGCCAUGCCAACCAUGCCAGUCUCCCCCAACAGGGUCACCCCCAGGCCUGGAGCCAGCAAGGACUGACUGAGUACCAGCAUGAAGAGCAGCACUAUGGCCAUGGUGAGGGUUGCACAUACACCAGCGUAGGUACUGAGCAGUCUGCAGCAGCCGGCCCUGAUUUCUCCACGGAGGAAGGGGUGUAUGGAGAUGAGCUGUACCCACGUGGGGCUGUUCUCCCUGGGGUGGAGUACCAGAGAGUAGUGGGGGGCCAUGAGGACGAACAGAACUACGCUGGUGAGGAUCAGAACAGCAGGAAACAUGUCCAAAAGUUUGACAGUGUGGGAUCAGGAGACCGUUAUAAGGCCAACUACAACCCCUACCAGCCUGCCAUUCAGCCCAAGAUGUUCAACUCCGAGGUCCCCCACCAGCAGCUUGACGACCACUAUGACCAGCUGCAGAGAGACUUCCUGGACUCGGCACAGAGUACUGCAGACACUCAGCAGCUAGCCCAACUCCAGAUCCUCAACAAGGCCCAGCUGAGACAGAUCGAAGACCUGGAGCAGAAACUGGAGGAUUCAAGACGCAAUAUGAGAUACUUGGAGCAUCAGUUUGCCAUCAUGAGAGAUGAGAAGGAGGGUCUGGCUGUGAGUCUGAAGGAGUCCUGCAGAGUGAUGGAGGAGGCCAAGGAGAGAGAGGUGUUGCUGCAGACUAGCGUUACGUCUCUGGAGCUGCAGGUUCAGGCUCUUACUGACCGAGAUCAUGAGAACACCAAGAAGCAGCGUGUGGCGGAGGCAGCGGUGGACAGCAUGCAGCAGCAGAUGACAGAACUGUGUCGGUCAGACAGUCUGUCGAGACUCCGAGAGCAACACGACAGAGACCUAACCGUGGUCAGAGAGCAGCACGACGCCAAGCUGCUGGUGUUACAGCAGAGACUGGACACCUGCGAUCAGGCCCUGGAAGAACAGGCGGAGGUGGUCCAGGGUCUGCGUGAUCAGGUGAGGCAGCAGGACAGACGGAGAGAGGAGGAGCAGGUGGAGAGAGCAGGAGUCAUCAACACUCUCACACAGCGCCUACAGGAGAGCCAGCAGCAGUGUGCCAAACUGCUACAGACUGGUUCAGUCCAGGAGAUGGGCCAGCUGCAACUGAAACUACAACAGACUCAGUCAGCCAAGACCAUGAGUGACAACAUGAACAAAGCCUUGCAGGAGGAGUUGUCUGAGCUGAAGGAGCAGAUCUGUCUGUAUGAGUCUGUUGUGAAACAUGGAGUCCUCUCUGUUGAGGUGACCGGAGGAGAUAUCUGGGAGAACCAGCUGUCUGACUCCUAUGUAGACCUGGGGAUCAAGAAGACUCGCUGUGAGAACGGACAAAUUCACAGCACUCCUCUGUUGGGAGUGUCUGAGCCCAACCCAAAGCUGCCCAGAGAGAAGGAGGACGUGGCUGUGAAGGAGCUCCGGGCAGAGUUACAGCGCUGUCUGGCCAGUCUGAAGGGAAAGAGGCAGAGGAUCAGUCAGUUGCAGGACCAUCUACGGGACUCACAGGGACAGGUGAACGAGCUACAGACCCAGCUUCAGACCCAGCUACAGUCCCAGCUAGACCAGGAACAGACCAGAGACACAGCAGAAACCAGACCAAUGGACCCACAUCCAGAUGUAGCUUCCCAGAAAGAGCUGCAGGAGGACAGGCAGCGCCUACAAGAACGCCUCGAGACGCUGGAGAAGAAGAACGUGGAGCUGAAGCAGAGGGAGGAGAAAGUGAAGGGGGCUAACUCAGAGCUGUGUACCAAGAUGAGAGAGAUGAUUCAGGAACUGGACCAGGAGAAGCAGGAGGCUGCUCAGAGGUAUGAGCGAACCCAGCAGCAGUUCAGAGAUGACGUAGUGAACCGUGUUCGUUCAGAACUCACCCUGGAACACACAGCUCAGAUAGAUGACAUCACGGCACACCACCAGCUGCAAAUACAACAGCUACAAGCCAAGCUGUGUGAGGUGAAUGGAGAGAUGGUGGCAGUGCAGGAGUGCUACAUCUCACUCUGCAAGGACAAAGACCGGCUGGAGGAAAACCUGCAGGGAAGAAUGGAGGAGGAGAAGAAGAAGAGGGACAAUGAGCUGAAAACUCUCGACGAGAGCAGGGCUGCUCUGGAGAAGCUGAGAUCAGACCUGGAGAGCCAGCAUCAGGAGAAUGUCAACAAGCUCAGAGCCCUGUGGUCUGAAGAGAAGGACAAGGAGCUCAGACAAGAGCUCCAAACCCAGCUGACCAAGGCCAAAGCAACAUGGACUGAGGAGAAGGAGGAGAUGGACAGGUCCUGGACUCAGAGGCUGGAGGCAGCCGUAGCAGACGCCAGAGGACCGAGACCCACAGAUACCCAGGAGUCUCAGACGGACCUAACUGAGGAGAGGAAGGCCUGUCGGACACCUAGCUCUGAGAGGACCGAGACUGCUCCAGGCUGCACUAUGGAGGAGCUGGACACCAGGCUCCGGGAACAGAGGCUCCAGCUGCAGCGAGAGGCAGACACGGCACGACGCAGAGCAGUGGAGGAUGCUGGGAAACGAAUCCAGAAAGAACUACAGGAGAAGCACUUGGAGGACAUGUCCAAACAGGUUGAAGGAGCGAUAAGCAGAGCCUACAGCCGCUGGCUCCAGGACCUCCCCACUCUGCCGGAGUAUAAGGCAGCGCUCCAGAGAGAACGAGAGAAGUGGGAGAAAGAACAGGAGAAACAUGUUCAACAACUGGUGUCCCUAGCCCUGAGGGAAGCAGAGGAGAGGCUGAGGAGUUCGGAAGAGGACGAGCAGGGAGGAGCAGGAGGAGACCAGAGGGUUGAGGAGCUCCAAGAGGAGGUGCAGCGUUGGAGGCAGCUGGAGGAGGACCUGAAGACCGAGGUGGAGGAGGUGGCACAUCUGCAGAGCCAGGUGGAUGAUCUGCAAAGCCAGCUUGACCAUGAGAGGGAGGAGAAGGCUGCCCUGCUGAAAGCCGAGCUACUUGCAGCCAGAGCCUCCUGGAACAGAGAGAAGCAGCAGGAGAUCUCCUCCCUGCAGGCUUUCCAGGAGGAGAAGCUGAAACAGGCGCAGAAGGAUGUGCGGGAGGAGGCGAAUGGGGAGGCGGAGCGCCAGAGGAAAGAGCUCCUUUUGCAGACGGAGGCUGAGCUGCAACAGGCUCUGAGGAACCGAGAGGAGGACUGGAAGAGGCAGGAGGAUAGGAGGGGCAAGGAGGAGAGGAGGCAGGGAAGAGCGGAGGAACGUGAGGAGGUGCUCCGGGAGCUUAAGGCUGGGCUGAAGGAGGUGCAGUCUGUGCUCCUCCUCAGAGGAGCCUACAAAGAGAAGGAGGACGGAGGAGAGGUGGAGGGGAGGGGGAGAGCCAGCGGGAGCGUCAGAGAACUCCUCAUGUCAACCUGUAAAGACCUCCUCUUUAAAGCUGUUGCCCAGGCCCAGAAGGAGUUGAAGAAGAUCAGCGAGGAGAGGCUUGGCCAGGUUCUGAAGGAAACUCAGGAGCGUCAUGAGAAAGAACUCAACCAGAUUCAUAGCUCCGCUGCUCAGAAGACGGAAGAGGGUGGUUGUGGGAAGCGGUGUGCUGAGACCGUGUCCGAGCUGCAGAAGAGGAGUCGGGACCUCCAGAGGCAUCUCGAGAAGGCCUGCCGACAGCUACAGAUGACCGUCAAAGACCACAAGGCCUCAAUGCAGUGCCUCAAAGUUGAGCACGAGGUGGCCCUACGGAAAGAAAAAGAGGACAACCUGCAGAAACUUGAAGAAUUGAAAAGCUCUGCAGCCAAAGAAUCCUCUGGGGGUACAGACAUGGAGCAGAGUCUCCAUGCUGGCCUUGAAGAGAUGAGGGAGCAGUACAUGAAGGCUGUUGAGAAAAUCAGAGGUGACAUGCUACGCUACCUCAAGGAGAGUAAGGAGCGAGCAGCGGAGAUGAUCCGUGUCGAGGUGCUGAGAGAGAGGCAGGACACAGCCAGGAAGAUGAGACGCUACUACCUCACCUGUCUGCAGGAACUUCUAGAGGACGGGGGGCAGGCCACCGGGGCUGAGAAGAAAAUAAUUCAUGCUGCGAGUAAGCUGGCAGCCAUGGCCAAAGUGUUGGAGACCCCUACCAAGAGGAAAACGGGAAAGAGCCACAGCUUACCGGUCUCGUCAUCAAAGACAGAGGCCGCUACUGACAACCAUCCAGGCAACGCGUCAGGUUCUCCUAAUAAAACCCCAUGUCCAGCUAGCCACUUCCCUGAGAUCACCAUGUCCUUUGGUGAUGAGGGGAGGAUCCUGAAGGCCAAGAGGUCCUCUGAGCCCGACUCAAAAACCAUGUCAGCUGCAGCCAACACCACCUGGAAUACUAGGCCUGUGAGUAAACCCACCCACCUGAACCUCCUGACCAAUGGAAAGGAGAAAGGAGCCCCUGCAAACUUGCUUAGGAAACGCCAUGUCUCUUCGGGACUCUUCCUCUCACUUCCUCCUCACAAAUCCUCUCAUCAAAUUGGUCAAACCUCCCUCGACUGUUACCGUGGUGAUUUUACUAACGUUACUCUGAGGACCCAGACCAGCAGGGAGCUGUACCUGCAGGGGGCGGAGUCGGGGAGAUCAGACGAUGACAACUUCCUGUGUCACCGUAGUAACACUAAACCCUUCCUGGUCCAGGAGGAGCUUCCCGUUAGAGAUGAAGGAGGAUCGAGUGAUUGGAGUUUGUCCAGUAAUGGGUCCCAAGAUGGCCGCCACGUCCCCGCAGUUUCCUCUCACCCAGGCAGAAAAAUGGAAACUGUGAAACCGUUCCCUUUGCGUGGACCUUCUUCAGCUGAUGACCACACCACUGACAACUCUGACGUGACAGUUUACAAAGACUUUGUCAAUGUUCAGUUUUGCGCCAAAGCCUCGACUUUCCCCAGUGUCCCGCCUCAGACCAUAGCUUUAACUCAGUCCGUCCCAAGUAUGAAGACUGGUAGUAGUAGAUCAAGUCACAGAGAGCCUGUCCCUGGCUCUGAGGGGGACUGGCAGAAUCAGAACCAGUUCCAGAACCGGCUGUGUUCUAAGAGUCUGUUCUCUGAGCUGAAGCGGAGUCAACAGCAGGACGGUGGUUUUGACGGUCCAUUCUCUCAUCGACAAUAAGAGCGAACAGUCCUAAGACUCUGCAUGACACUGUUCUUAUAAAGGGCGGUAAAUGGAGCUAGUGGAGAUUUCAGUGAGUCUUGAAUUUUAGUAUUUUGGUUCAGUUUUACAUUUACAUUAACAUGUGAGUCAUUUAGCAGACGCUCUGAUCCAGAGUGACUUUUACAGGAGCAGUUAGGUUUAAGUGACUUGCUCAAGAGCACAUCGACAGAUUUUUCACCUCGGCGGCUCGGCGAUUCGAACGGUCUUAAGCGCUAGGCUACCAACCGCCCCACGCGAUAUUAUGUGGGAAAUGACUGGGGUCAUCGUUACGCCGGGGUCGUCGUUACGCCGGGGUCGUCGUUACGCCGGGGUCGUCGUUACUCCUGGGUCGUCGUUACGCCUGGGUCGUCGUUACGCCGGGGUCGUCGUUACGGCGCGGCCAUCAUUACGCCGCGGUAAUUCUAAAUUGCCACAAACGUGUACAAGUAAACCUCGUGUUCAUGUGUGUUAGGACCAAUAACUAUCUUAGGUUGUGGUGUGCAGUGAAUGUGCCUUCCAGAACGGAUGAAUACGUAGUAGGAUACAAGCCUGGUGUGAUCUGGCUUCGUUCUAGUCAAUGAUUUCCACGUUUCUAAAAUGUUCCAUUUCUUCCGUCUGUGUGUCUGGAUGGAUUUUUAUCUGUACUGAAGGAUUUUUUUAAAAAUUGUGUUUUUCUAAAUUAAACUAUUUUUUUAUAUCAAGGUUGUGAGAUAUGCUGUGCAUGUAACAAAAUAGUUCUUUAUAAUAUAAAUGAUGUUGCUUUAAUGUAAUUUAUAACUUUUAGUUUAGAUCUUACUGAUGUGGACUGUAAUAAAAAGGGUUCUAUUAACUCGGCAA